AUGGCUCUGAAUGAACGUCUGAACAAAUUUAAACAGCAGCAAGAGACGUGCCAGAAUACUCUAUCUAGCAUUUUUGCAAGCCAAGCUUCGAUUUCAACGCCAAAACUUGUUCCAGGGAUUCAACCAGUCAAUGCCCCAUUGGCUCCUGUAAAACCACUGCAUCCUAUUAAAUUCUCAAAUGAUACAGAAAGGCUACAGCACAUCAAUUCAGUAAGGAAGUCUGCUGUGGGAGUACAGAUCAAGUUAGUGAUUGGACUGCUUUAUAAGACAAGGCAAUCAUUUACAGCAAAGCAAGUAAACGAAGCUACCUAUGUUGAUAUUCAUGGCAACAAGGCUGUAUUUGACAGUUUAAGGAAUAAUCCCAAAGUUUUAUUUGAUGGGACUCGUUUCUCUUACAAGCCAAAGCAUGUUUUGAUAGGAAGAGAUGAAUUGCUUGGUUUGAUCAAGAAGCAUGAGUUUGGCCUUCCUGUUGAGGACAUCAAAGAUGCUUAUCCAUCUGUAUUGGAAGAUUUGCAGGCUCUGAAAGCAUCAGGUGAUGUCUGGUGGCUAUCAAGCGCCAACUCCCAGGGAGACAUGGCGUACUUUAAUGACCCUCUAUAUAAGAUCACGGUCGACAAUGACCUGAAGGAGCUAUUCCAGAAGACAGAGCUGCCACGGGACAUGCUGGACAUUGAGAAGGAGCUAAAGAAGAGUGUCGAGAAGCCAAUGACCAACACGACCAAGCGGCGCGCAUUAGCCCAGAUCCUUGACGCUGCACCCAAGACCAAGCCCAAGGGCAGCAAGAAGCAGCAGCGUCGCCUCACGGGGAAAAGCAAGGGGAUAACGAACAUACAUAUGCCGGAACUGUUCGAUGCUUGA
This is a messenger RNA of Miscanthus lutarioriparius, 858 nucleotides long. NCBI's taxonomy places the organism in Eukaryota, Viridiplantae, Streptophyta, Magnoliopsida, Poales, Poaceae. The record is from the annotation of a GenBank genome assembly.